AAUUAUUGCCGCACUAAGACGUCGCAAUGAGCGAACAUGGAGGCAACGAGGACCACCAGGACAUAUCCCCUGAGAUGCGGGUUCCUGUGGAGGAGGAGACUAUUAAGAUACUUCUAGCAACUGAUAAUCACAUUGGGUACAAUGAGAGAGAUCCAAUACGAGGCCAGGAUUCUAUCAACACGUUCAAGGAGAUCCUGCAGCUGGCCGUCAAGCACGACGUCGACCUGAUCCUUCUCGGAGGCGACCUCUUUCAUGAAAACCGCCCAUCACGAGAUACAUUGUUCCAAGUCAUGGCACUUUUGCGUGAAUACACAUUAGGCGACAAGCCGAUACAAAUAGAACUGUUGAGUGACCCUGAUGACGGUAAACCACCUGGAUUCCCGUUUCCGGCGAUAAACUACGAGGACCCCAACUUCAACGUCGCUAUACCAGUAUUUUCGAUCCAUGGAAACCAUGAUGACCCUCAGGGCGCUGGUCCUGAAGGCGCACUAUGUGCGCUCGACCUCCUCUCAGCCGCGGGCUUGGUUAAUUACAUGGGCAAGUUCGAUUUGCCCCUCAAUGACAAGGAAGCCCAAAAUACUGGUAUCGCAAUAAAACCAGUCCUUCUGAGAAAGGGCACCACCAAGCUGGGUAUGUACGGCGUGGGUAAUGUCAAAGACCAACGAAUGCACUUUGAGUUGCGGAGUAAUCGGGUCAGAAUGUUCAUGCCUAGAGACAAGGAUAACUGGUUCAACAUUCUCAUCAUCCACCAAAACCGAGUAAAACAUGGUCCUCAAGAAUUCGUGCCCGAAGGCAUGUUUGACGAUAGCAUAGAUCUCGUGAUAUGGGGACAUGAACACGACUGUCGCAUCGUCCCGGAGCCUGUCCCGGGUAAGAAGUAUUACAUAUGUCAGCCAGGCUCCUCCGUCGCAACCUCCUUGGCCGAUGGGGAGUCAUUAGAGAAACACGUUGCCCUGCUCCAAAUCCAGGGCAAAGAGUUUCAAUUGACUCCGAUACCUCUGCGGACAGUGCGGCCUUUCGUCCUGGACGAGGUCGUGCUCAGUGAAGAGGCGGAGACUGGCGGUUUCGACUUAACUGACCAAAUGGAGAUCACAAAAUAUCUGAAGUCAAGAGUCAACGCCCUUAUUGACCAAGCCAAUACUCUCUGGGAUGAGCGCAAUUCAAGAGCCGUGGAAGAAGGGGAAGACGAGCUCCCGAGGAUGCUGCCCUUGGUCCGGCUGAAGGUAGACACAACAGGCGUUCCGGAAAUGUCCAACCCCAUCCGCUUCGGUCAAGAAUUCUCAGGGCGCAUCGCGAACCCGCGGGAUGUGCUCACCUUUCACCGCGCCAAGAAGACCGCGGGCCGCAGCAAAGUCAGCAUCGACCAGCCGGAGCUGAGCAUCGACGACCCUGAGCUGUCCAUCUCGGAGAAGCUCAGCAAGGUGCGCGUUCAGACGCUCGUGCAGGAGUACCUUGCGGCGCAGGAGCUGCAGCUACUUGCGGAGGGCGGGAUGAGCGAUGCCAUACAGGUGUUUGUGGAUAAGGACGAUCCGCAUGCGAUCGAAUCGCAUGUAAAGAGGACAUUGAAGUUGCUGCUCAAGGACGUCCAGGCGAACGGGGAUAUGGAAGAGGAAGAGCUAGAGGAAGCGCUCGCCAAGGCUAAGGAACAGCAGGAGAAGGAGCAUGCUGAACAGGAACGACAAGCACCUUCGAAAACGAAGGGUAAAGGCAAGGCCACCGCAGAGGACUCGGAUGCCUCCGUCGACUCCAUGAUGAUGGAUGUAGACGCGGGCGGCGGGUCCGAUUUCGAGGCUCUGGACGACUCCGACGCGCCUCCACGACCCAAGAAGAAGGCAGCCGCGCCGAAGAAGACGGCCGCGGCAGCCAAGAAAGCGCCUGUGAGAGGUAGAGGGAAGAAGGCUGCCGUCCCCUCGGACGACGAGGAUGACGACGAAGUAAUAGACGACGACGAAGAGUUCUCCAAACCGACCAAGCGGACAAACAGAGCAGCAGUGUUGAGUCAAGCCACAGCCGCCAAGAAGCCAGCAGCAAAAAAGGCGACGACCAAGACGACUGCCAAUAAACAAUCAACACUAAGCUUCGCGCCGUCGGGCGCUGCGCGGACCUCGAGGGCGGCAGCGUCUCGGUCGAGAGCAAAGACUGCUCAAGUGGUCGAGAUCGACAGCGACAGUGAUUGA
Messenger RNA from Gloeophyllum trabeum ATCC 11539, 2177 nucleotides. Its product is annotated as DNA repair exonuclease. The record is from RefSeq and is a predicted model, not a curated record. Gene Ontology annotation, molecular function: DNA endonuclease activity; 3'-5'-DNA exonuclease activity; manganese ion binding. Gene Ontology annotation, biological process: mitotic G2 DNA damage checkpoint signaling; double-strand break repair via homologous recombination; double-strand break repair via nonhomologous end joining. Gene Ontology annotation, cellular component: Mre11 complex; nucleus. The coding region runs from base 27 to 2177 and encodes 716 amino acids. The transcript has 15 exons. Lineage: Eukaryota; Fungi; Basidiomycota; Agaricomycetes; Gloeophyllales; Gloeophyllaceae.